AUGGAUAAGAUGAAGGAAGGUUUUCAGCGACGUGCUCGUCGCAUGCAAGAGAAUCUACAGCAAUCUGUUGGCUUAUCUGAGAAACGGGACGAGCUGGCAAGUGUCAGUCAUAUUGAACAACGCAAUCAAAAACUUGUUGCGGCUGCGAAGAACACGCGACAGAACUUGCAGGGCCUUAUCAAGUCUGUGAACAGAGAGGAAUCGAUGGAGAAGCGCCGGGUAGUAGCACCGAUUGCUUAA
Gongylonema pulchrum is the source of this 240-nucleotide messenger RNA. NCBI's taxonomy places the organism in Eukaryota, Metazoa, Nematoda, Chromadorea, Rhabditida, Gongylonematidae. The record is from the annotation of a GenBank genome assembly.